Molecule: messenger RNA, 1605 nt
Organism: Varanus komodoensis (Komodo dragon)
Lineage: Eukaryota; Metazoa; Chordata; Lepidosauria; Squamata; Varanidae
Gene: KAZN
Product: kazrin, periplakin interacting protein
Exons: 9
Coding region: 60-1328 (422 amino acids)
Source: RefSeq, a predicted model, not a curated record
GCGGCUGCCGCUGGCCCGCCGCCUUGCAGGGAGGGGUCCAACAGGCCAAGAUCGCGGGCAUGAUGGAGGGCAACCAGCAGCUGGCGCAGCGCAUCGACGGAGCCCUGCAGGCGGCCGGGCAGGAGGUGAGCGCCCUGCGCGCCGAGCUGACAGCCACCAGCCGCAGACUGGCCGAGCUCAGCGCCUGCUCGGGCGCCGCGGGAGGCGGCGGCGGCGGCGGCGGCGGCCCCAGCGCCGCGGAGAUGGCCGCCGGCGGCGCCAUGGACAACAGCCAGCCCAGCCUGCAAGUGCUUCUCCGAGAAGAGGUGUCCCAGCUGCAAGAGGAGGUCCACUUGCUCCGACAGAUGAAGGACAUGCUCACGAAAGACCUGGAGGAGACUCACGGCGGCAAGUCCACCGAAAUCCUGUCCGCCACCGAGCUCAAAGUCCAGCUGGCCCAGAAGGAGCAAGAACUCGCAAGAGCCAAAGAAGCGCUCCAAGCCAUGAAAGCCGACCGGACGCGUUUGAAGGGAGAGAAGUCCGACCUGAUGAACCAGAUGCAGCAGCUGUACGCCACCCUGGAAAGCCGCGAGGAGCAGCUCCGGGACUUCAUCAGGAACUAUGAGCAACACAGAAAAGAAAGUGAGGAUGCGGUCAAGGCGCUCGCGAAAGAGAAAGACCUGCUGGAGCGCGAGAAGUGGGAGCUGCGCCGGCAGGCCAAGGAGGCGACCGACCACGCCAGCGCUCUGCGCUCGCAGCUGGACCUGAAAGACAACCGCAUGAAGGAGCUGGAGGCUGAGCUGGCCAUGGCGAAGCAGUCCUUGGCGACGCUGACAAAGGACGUGCCCAAGCGGCACUCGCUGGCCAUGCCGGGCGAGACGGUGCUGAACGGGAACCAGGAGUGGGUGAUGCAGGCGGACCUCCCGCUCACGGCUGCCAUCCGGCAGAGCCAGCAGACGCUGUACCACGCGCACCCCCAGCACACGGUGGACCGGCAAGCGGUCCGCGUGAGCCCGUGCCACUCCCGGCAGCCUUCCAUCAUCUCCGACGCCUCGGCGGCAGAGGGCGACCGGUCGUCCACCCCGAGCGACAUCAACUCGCCGCGCCACCGAACCCACUCGCUCUGCAAUGGAGAUAGUCCUGGACCGGUACAGAAAAACUUGCACAACCCAAUUGUCCAGUCUCUAGAGGAUCUUGAAGACCAAAAACGGAAAAAGAAGAAGGAGAAGAUGGGAUUCGGAUCCAUUUCCCGGGUGUUUGCCAGAGGGAAGCAACGGAAAUCGCUCGACCCCGGUCUCUUUGAUGGUACCACCCCCGAUUAUUAUAUAGAGGAGGACGCCGACUGGUGACGGCCCGCCCUGCCCCUCCGCUUCUGGUGUGCGUGCGUGCGUGCGUGCGUGCAUGCGUGCGUGUCUGGGAGUGUCGUGUGCGUGAGCAGAACCUCUAACUGAACCCGGUGGGCUGCGAGCCGCCGCCUCUUCCGCGUUGCCUCUUCUGUAACCCGCUGUACAUAACCCCAAACGGUCCGUGUGCGAACCCCAUUAACUGUUGUCUAUGGAGCAAUGCCAGUCGUGUUGUGUGACCUUCCCUGGGUCUGUUCUGGGGUGUGUUUUUCGUUUUCUCCCU